Molecule: messenger RNA, 558 nt
Organism: Patiria miniata (bat star)
Lineage: Eukaryota; Metazoa; Echinodermata; Asteroidea; Valvatida; Asterinidae
Product: perlucin-like protein
Exons: 1
Coding region: 1-558 (185 amino acids)
Molecular function (GO): signaling receptor activity
Source: RefSeq, a predicted model, not a curated record
AUGGCUGGUAAAGUUUACUUCAGAAUCUUGCAUGUUGCUGUUUUUAUCUUGUUUGUUGUAGGCGUAAGCGGUCUUUGUACCCAGCACUGGUUUGAGCACGGAACGAGGUGUUACAAGACUGAUAACAUUACACGAACCUGGAAUGAUGGAGCCGCCUACUGCGAUGGACUUGGCGGGGAACUCUUAGUGAUAGAGACAUUGGAGGAGAAUGAAUUCAUCCACGGGUUAUUAAAAAAUCAAAGCAAGGAGUGGGCUUGGCUGGGAUGCAGUGAUAUAUCUACCGAGGGCCAGUGGGUGUGCUACAAAGAUGCUGCGAGCGGUUUGCCGCUCAAAAACUGGGCAACAGAUCAACCGAACAACGCUCAUGGAACCGACCACUGUCUGGCUAUUCACAGCAAAGAUGGCAAGUGGUCUGACUCAAAUUGCGAUGUACAGUUCGUUUACACUGUAUGCGAAACCACCAGUGUUCAAAGGAAGGGCGAGGUCGUCACCGCUUCAUCGUCGGCUACUCCCAUAUCUUGCUACACUCUUGGUUCAGAUGGCCGUCUGCGAGUGUAG